Messenger RNA from Penicillium canescens, 624 nucleotides. RefSeq lists its product as uncharacterized. NCBI's taxonomy places the organism in Eukaryota, Fungi, Ascomycota, Eurotiomycetes, Eurotiales, Aspergillaceae. The record is from RefSeq and is a predicted model, not a curated record. Bases 1 to 624 code for a protein of 207 amino acids. The transcript has 2 exons.
AUGGUACAACGACCGGGGUGGGAAAGAGGGGUCUCCGCUUUUUGUGGCGGGUGGGACUGGGUGGAAACAGGGUCUCCGUUUCUUGUAACGGAUGGGACUAGCCCGGAUGGACGACAAACAUCGACACUCAACAUAUGGAACAACGAAUGGGGAUAUGAACGAGAGUCCUCGUUUCUUGUAACGGGUGGGAUAGCCGACUGGACAUCGACAGGAAUCGACACUCAACACAAGCAUCGACAGGCAUCCCUACAGGCAUUGGCACUCAGAACAGUCUCUCAACCUCCAAGUCUCUCAACCUCCCAAGUCCAACAUCAACAUCCCAAGUCCAACAUCAACAUCCCAAGUCCAACAUCAACAUCCCAAGUCCAACAUCAACAUCCCAAGUCCAACAUCAACAUCCCAAGUCCAACAUCAACAUCCCAAGUCCAACAUCAACAUCCCAAGUCCAACAUCAACAUCCCAAGUCCAACAUCAACAUCCCAAGUCCAACAUCAACAUCCCAAGUCCAACAUCAACAUCCCAAGUCCAACAUCAACAUCCCAAGUCCAACAUCAACAUCCCAAGUCCAACAUCAACAUCCUUCUUCAUCCUUCAUAUCCAUCAACCUUCUUCAACCCCCUUUGA